Venturia canescens is the source of this 5240-nucleotide messenger RNA. It is a transcript of the gene SNF4Agamma, whose product is annotated as SNF4/AMP-activated protein kinase gamma subunit. Lineage: Eukaryota; Metazoa; Arthropoda; Insecta; Hymenoptera; Ichneumonidae. The transcript has 16 exons. Gene Ontology annotation, biological process: protein phosphorylation; regulation of catalytic activity. Bases 1616 to 4909 code for a protein of 1097 amino acids. Gene Ontology annotation, cellular component: nucleotide-activated protein kinase complex; nucleus; cytoplasm. Gene Ontology annotation, molecular function: protein kinase regulator activity; protein kinase binding; AMP binding. The record is from RefSeq and is a predicted model, not a curated record.
UCGCCAGGGCUCGCGUAAGGAUGUGCGUGUUUUGCACGCUCUCACACCCGGUUACGAGUGCGCCAACGCGAUCGACCACCGGAAACCCGUGGCCCGAAUCACGUUAUCCCAGCCACCGUGCACACACAGUCCUUAGAGUUCGCUCUUUCCUUUAAUCUAUCCUUGGUUUAUUACAAAAUACAAGGAAAAUAGCUCCCUUUAUAUAUACACACACGUACACACAUGAAAUCACUCUUGACAUCAGAAGAAAUAUUACUAGAAGAAUCUAGGGUAAGCUCGUAGUGGAUCAGCGAGUGGUUGGAUCGUGUGAUUGAGUUUAUGAAAAACAAGCAUAAAAAUAAACGGUUUAUCUGUUCUACGAAUGAAAAAGGGGGGGUGGGAAGAGACGAAAAAGUGUACCCCUUACACGUUAUGCGAAGAGUGUUCCAGUAGUGCGGAAAAAAGGAUAAAAAAAUCUGCCGCAGCUGAAUUUCAUUCCGCCCUUGAUUUCUCCUUUUACCCUUGGUGGUUUCGCGACAUGAACGAAGGUUCUAAUUGGAGUAGUGCUACGAUCGUUUGUGGUGAGAAACUAAAGAAUAAAAAAAAAAUAUUUUCAACGGGAAUUCAAAAAAAAGCUCUCGCAAUGACAAGCCUCGUGAGGGGUUUGCGAGGCUCCGGCCGGGGCUGCUGUCGCUGCUGCUGCCAGACGGUUUUGCGUGAUGCGAGGGAAAUUUGAAAGCCGGCCGGCUUUAACUUUUAGUAUUCUUUUUUAAGGUAGCCCUUGUGCUAUGCCACGAAACCAAAUGCCAAAGUUGCUUUAAAUUCAUUCGUAUUCCUCGUUACAAAAUAUUUUAGCCAAUAGGUCAAUAUUAAGAGAAAUUUAUCCAAUUUUCGCAUCAUUUUUCAUUCGUAACUUACGCCAUUUUACUUAAUUUAUAAAUCAAAAUCUGUUCAGUUGGACAAUAAAAUUGCUCCGUAUGAUUUAUGAAAUUUCCAUUGUAGUUGUCUCGAUUAUAAAAUAGAUCAAAUUUUUCAUAAAUACUGCAAUGAUCAAAUAAUUAAAAUUUAUCAAACCAAAAGAAUUGCCGGAUAAGUUGUAGAGGCUGAAAUUUCAGUUUCAUUGCCACAUAGUAACUCGUUUCAAGAAUUUGAAUUUGGAAAAAGUUAAUCACGUCUCGAAAUAGGUGCCAAGAGAUACAAGGGCUGCCUUACAUCAGUCGGCCUAAAAAUCGCUGCGAUUUUGAGUGAUUAUAAGUGAAGUAACAUUUUUAAAUGGAGCACACAGCCCAAACGGGUAUUCGGAUCGUUCAAUCGCGGUAUUAGUGACUGAGAAGUUAGGGCUAAAUCUUUCGAAAAAGAGUCAAGUGAAUAUCGGGAUAGUGACGAACCGAACAGUGCGCCAUCUUACAGCCAAAAAUCGCUACGUCAAUUUAUUUCUGUUUGACACGCGAGUUCGGGUCUAAGGUAAAAUUUCAGUGCUCCAGAGGAGAAGGAAAAUAGUCAAGUGUGUUCCGUGCUUUCAAAUAUUUUAUUAUUUUCUCCUGUAAAGUGCUUCGCGAGUUUUCGUUUUUUUUUUAAACAAAGGAGAGAAGAAUUGCUUGGAAGAACGACACGCCGCUGAAUUCAAGAUACAUAGAUGGAGGAAAGCGAGAGUAACGAUAAAGCACGCACAACCGAAGAGUCGAAUGGGUUAGAUGACAAUCGGUUGGACGAAUCGAUGCGGCGGAAGGAUCGUGAGGGAAUAAAUGAAAAUGAAAUGAGGGUCGAGAGUGACGAGAACAUGAAGAAUCGGGAAGAGAAAACAUCGACGAUGGAGAUAAGCAGCGGCGAAUCGAUCGAUCGUGAAAAAUCGUUAACGCGCGAUGAUGAAGCGGAGGAGGACGACGAGAGUAAAGUUUCGGACGACGAUGAAAACAACAAGGAGAAAACAGUCGAUGAGAAACGGGACGAUGAGUCGUCAACGAGAACAUCCUCGACCAGCACCUCCGACGACGAGUCUGAGACCAGCUCCGAGGAUAAAACCGAAACGUCGAAGCAUCAGGAAAUCGAUGAAACGAUCGUACCCAUCUCGGAUAAAGUCUCCAAAGACAAUAAACAGAAUGAUGAAAUUUUGAAAAACGAGGACACCACCGACGACAGUGAUAUCGACGAUGAUCUCGUAUCAACUAUUAAUUACAACACAAUUACCUCGUUAGCUGCUCUCAAGGAUAUGCUACAAUCGUCUGGCGAAGAUUCCGACGGUGUUGAUUCAUUCUUUCAUCAUUAUUUUCUAUCCCACGUUAACCGCUUACCGUCCAGAAAUCAAACUCAUAGCCCCUAUCCCUGGGGACGAAGAUUAUCCGAGUGCCGAGAGGAAGACGAGUACGAGACCGAGGAAGGCAAAAACAACGAGUUCACAACAGCCGGAUCCGCGAAAGAUAAAGAUGAUAAAAAAGCCCCCAAAGCGGUUCAGGAAAGCUCGGAAAAAUCGGAAAGUCAAACUUCGAAAGCUUCGAGCCCCUCCUCCUCGGAAAAAUCUAGUUCAGAAAAGAUCGAUCAAAAGUCAAACGCAACGUCGAGCGCUUCUGAGUCAAAGCCACAACCUACGACAACAACUUCAUCGAGAUUUACAACUUGCACGGUUACCUCACCGACCUCGACGAAACCACCGUUGAGACGAAGACAUACAGCUGGCCCAGGAAUGACGUUUCCUGCGACUGAUCCGCCCUGCUAUUCCAGCAGUAUGAUAUUCUCUCGUACAAGUCCGCUCCCCAGUCCCCACCUGGACAAAAGAUUCUUUGAUUCAAGUCUGAUCGAGAUGAAGAGCCAAGCGAGCAGUUCCAGCACUCUUGACUACGAUUCGACCGAAGAAAUUUGGGUACGAAGGGUCGAGUUUGUGCAGGAAAGAAAAAGACAGGAACUUGGAUCGCAACCGUUACCGACGAUCGUGACCGAAGAUGUUGAUCCUACGGGGCAGAAUGCCCAAGAACAAGGCCACAGACCAAGAGCCGGUACUUGGGGCUCUCACUCAAAAACCAUUAGGAAACCAACAUCCGGGAGUGCUCCAGGCUCUGGAAAAACGACACCUGUGCCUCAACAACUGGAGGCAGCGUCGAGCUCAGGCUCGAGCAAGGGACGAAAAGCUUCAGGCACGCGUUCCGGCUCAAACAGUCGUAGCAACAGCAGAAGCAGCAGCGCUGAGAGACGUAGAAGCGGAGAUGAAACUGCAAGCCCAACGCGAAAAACGGUCCUCUUCGAUGCUUUUAGGCCUAGAAGCAAAUCGGACGCUAGCAAAGCGAGAAAACCCAGUAUUAUUGCGAACAUGAAAAACGCCGUGCAGUCUCUGCAUCGUGGCUCGCACGGCAGUUCGACUUCGGACGUUCGCACGGAAAAAGAUCAUCACAAGGAGCACAGAGACAGCAAGGAUUCGAGUGGACGUCCGAGGGCUGGCUCCGAGAGCAGCAGAAAUCCAGUGAGCAAAGUUAUGGACCUGAUUAGACAUCGAAGUCAUAGCUCCCUUAAUACGGAUGAAAAACGCAAAGCGAGAGCAGUUGCCCAGCAGCAAGCGCAGAUAGCAGCCCAAGGAGCACUGAGAAGAGGUUCGUUGGACCCAGGAACGAGAAGACUGUCUCUUGGGACACCGGCGAUACCGCACAGGGCAUCGGAUGCGUGUCUCGAUCCAGUGCAUGCUGCCAUAUUAUUCAGGGACGCUCGAGGGUUGCCUGUCGUCGAUCCCUUCUUGGAAAAAGUCUCACUUUCCGAUCUCGAGGAGGACGAGUCGCAGAUAUUCGUGAAGUUUUUCAAAUUUCACAAAUGCUACGACCUCAUACCAACUAGCGCAAAACUCGUCGUUUUCGACACCCACCUGCUCGUGAAGAAGGCAUUUUUCGCGCUUGUAUACAAUGGAGUACGAGCAGCACCAUUGUGGGACAGCUCGAGGCAACAGUUCGUUGGAAUGCUCACUAUUACAGAUUUUAUUAAAAUUCUCCAAAUGUACUACACGAGUCCAUCGGUGACGAUGGAAGAGCUGGAAGAACACGAGCUGGAUACCUGGAGAAAAGUACUAAAGGAUCAGGUGAAUCCUUUGGUAAGCAUUAGUCCAGACGCAUCUCUCUAUGACGCCAUAAAAACUCUAAUCAACAAUCGAAUUCACCGAUUGCCUGUGAUAGAUCCCGAAACUGGAAAUGUUCUGUACAUUCUGACACACAAGAGGAUACUGAGGUUUCUCUUCCUCUACAUCCACGAAUUACCUAAGCCUUCCUUCACGAACAAAACAUUGAGGGAUCUGAGGAUAGGCACUUUUGACAACAUAGAAACGGCCACCGAAGAAACUAGCAUAAUUUUAGCUCUUAAAAAGUUUGUGGAGAGGCGGGUAUCGGCGCUGCCCAUCAUCGACACCGAGGGAAAAUUAGUCAACAUUUACUCCAAAUUCGACGUUAUCAAUCUAGCGGCCGAAAAAACGUACAAUAAUUUGGACGUUUCGUUGAGAGAAGCCAACGAACACAGAAAUGAAUGGUUCGAGGGUGUCCAAAGUUGUAAAUUAGACGAAAAUCUCUUCACUGUCAUGGAAAAAAUUGUCAGAGCGGAGGUCCAUAGGCUAGUCGUGGUGGACGAAGAAGACAAAGUUAUAGGAAUAAUAUCUCUAUCCGACUUACUAUUUUAUCUCGUACUCAGGCCUUGUGGCGAAGAUGGCAGUAACAAAGGUAGCUCCGUUUCACUAAGAGCCCAAGAUUCAAUUCCAUCGAAAGCACAAUCGGAAGCUUCUCUUGGUGAGGAUGAGCCGGAAGUUGACAACGAGGCAAUUGAAACGAAUCAAACGGUAGAAGUUCCGGGUACUCCUAGUCCGCCGUUGAGUCCAGCCGCAUCGGACAUAUCCGAGACUCAAUCCUCGAUGGUAAAUCAACCGUCGGAAACAAGUUGGCGCGAGGUGACAGUAUCCGGUGGCGAAUGAAAAAAAGAAAUACCAAUCGCGUCGAGAGCUAUGCGAUUAGAUAUGCUUGUUUGGAAAAUUAAGCCCUGUACCGGUACCCGCUUCGUUUCAUUACACAUAUAUUGUACAUUUAUCGAACCGGGAGAAAAGAUCCACGAGAAAAAUUGAGAUAUCAAUCGCGUAGUGAUGGACUUUUCCUUUUCUUUUUGUAAUAUUUGACAAAAUUUGAUCAUCGUUGCUUCAUAAAUACUGCGUUUUCUAUCCUUUUUUUAUUAGCAACAAGUUAAAUUGAGGAAAAUAUAUAAGAUUUCCAGAAAAAAAAUUAAUAAACUGAAGCAAAGGAAGGGAAAGA